This is a messenger RNA of Kuraishia capsulata CBS 1993, 693 nucleotides long. RefSeq lists its product as uncharacterized. Gene Ontology annotation, cellular component: nucleus. The transcript has a single exon. The coding region runs from base 1 to 693 and encodes 230 amino acids. The record is from RefSeq and is a predicted model, not a curated record. Gene Ontology annotation, biological process: rRNA processing; ribosomal large subunit assembly. Gene Ontology annotation, molecular function: nucleic acid binding; 3'-5' exonuclease activity. Lineage: Eukaryota; Fungi; Ascomycota; Pichiomycetes; Pichiales; Pichiaceae.
AUGGAGCUCUCAUCCAACUGGAGCAGUUUUCAGCAACAGAACGGGAUUUCAAGGCCAAGUAGCGGCCAGAGUAAUCCCAAUAGCAAGAGAAACAGAUAUAGAAACAGAAACAAGGUGAAAGAGACUGCUAGUAAGUCUCCACACGUGCCGGUGGUUGACAUAGAUCACACGAAAUUGGGCAAGUAUGUUGCCAUGGAUUGCGAGUUUGUUGGUUGUGGACCGAAGGGCUCCAUCUCGAUGCUUGGAAGGGUAUCUAUAGUGAAUUAUCAUGGCCAUGUGGUUUUAGAUACGUUCGUAAAGCCUCCAGUGAGGGUGACUGACUGGAGGACAUGGAUCAGCGGGGUUUCUCCGAGAAACAUGGCGCAUGCCGUGACGUUUAAGGAGGCUCAAGCUAUGGUGUUGGAGAUACUUGAAGGCAGAGUAUUGGUUGGCCAUGCCGUGCAGAACGAUCUCAAAGUGCUUGAGAUACAACUGGAUAGAGACCACAUCCGUGAUACCACCAAUUAUCCUCCCUUCAAGCACGCUGCCAACACCAAAGUGCCCGGCUUGAGGACUUUGGCAAAGGUUGUGUUAGGAAAGGAUAUCCAGAAGGGCCAGCAUUCUUCUGUGGAGGAUGCCCAGAUCACGAUGGAACUGUUUCGUCUUGAGUUGGCUGGUUGGGAGUGUGAAGUGUCCAGUGAAGAAGAAGAUUGA